Oncorhynchus mykiss (rainbow trout) is the source of this 2067-nucleotide messenger RNA. Its product is annotated as acyl-coenzyme A thioesterase 1. Lineage: Eukaryota; Metazoa; Chordata; Actinopteri; Salmoniformes; Salmonidae. The record is from RefSeq and is a predicted model, not a curated record. Gene Ontology annotation, molecular function: fatty acyl-CoA hydrolase activity. Gene Ontology annotation, biological process: acyl-CoA metabolic process; fatty acid metabolic process.
GUAUUUUGUCUGGAGUUAGAUGUUAAACUGGUGAUAUCCGGUUCUUUGUUGAUGACAAAGUGCGUGGGAGAUCAAGGACAGUGAUCUAAUACAUGAAGUCAUAGUUCAUAAAUACGCACGGGCAGUCCCUGUAAGGGCAAAGCAUCCCAGAACAUUUCUGUAAUAUAGGGUUCAGCCAGUUCAGACAAACAAAGGUGCAUCUUCUCUUAGUUUCUAUUACGAGAGGGUCAAUGCAUUUGUUUUAGAGGACAUUUCCACUACAACAAUCUGUGACAUGAAUUCUGUUCCUGUGUUGACUGUAAAACCAUGGAGAGCCCUCUUUGAUGAGAAGUUCCAUGUGGUUGUGGGGAACUUACCACCGACACAGGAGGUCACACUACAUUCUUUACAUCAGUCUGAAGACACAGACUACUGGGAGGCGUUUGGGCACUAUGUCAGUGAUGCUCAGGGAAGGGUCACAGUUGCCAAAGAUGAAAGUUUUGGGGGCACAUAUGAGGGUGUUGAUCCAAUGGGUUUGUUGGCGAGCAUGAGACCAAUACCUGGUAGUAGAACUGGACUCAGAUUCAGGAUUAAAGAAGUCCACACUCCCAUGGUGGUGCACAUCUCUGUGUACAGGGGACACGUGAGUCAGGGGUUCAGAGAGCAGGUGGCCCUGGCGAGUUUCGUCACAGAGCGCUGGUACAUGGCCCCCGGAGUCCGCAGGGUCGACAUCACAGAGGGAGGGGUCACAGGUACCCUGUUCCUGCCACCAGGUCCCGGACCCUUCCCUGGAGUUUUAGACAUGUGGGGAGGUGGUGGCGGCCUGGUGGAAUAUCGAGCUGCUCUCUUAGCAUCCCACGGUUUUGCUGCCAUGGCGUUAAUGUACCUCUUCCCAGAUGCACAGAAAGCUGCUACCAUUGGCUUCCAUUACAUUGAGAAUGCUUUCAGACUGCUGCAGGAUCACCCUCUAGUGGCCUCUGACAAAAUUGCCCUGCUUGGCACGUCCUUUGGUGCCUCAGUCGCUUUAUCACUCGCUGUCUCAGAAACUGUAAAACCAAUAUGUUGUGUGUGCAUCAGUGGCAGCCAUGUUCUUACACUCAAAGCCAACCAGUCCAUUGCGGAAUCCUUCAAAGUGAUGAAAGAACACGUCCAUAAGUCUCGCAUGGAUGAGAACAAUUGCAUAAUUUGGAGGGACACUCUUCUACCCAUUCCAGAGGAUUCUGACCUGAAAGUAGAUGUGGGGAGGAUAACAUGUCCAUUACUACUGGUUGUCGGACAAGAUGAUACGAAUUGGGCCGCUGUUGAAUCAGCUGAUGAUAUGACGCAGAUGAUGGAGAGAGCAGGGAACAGUCACCUGCUGACCACUCUGUCCUACCCUGGAGCUGGUCACCUGAUUGAACCUCCGUAUGGUCCCCACUGCAGGGCGUGCACCUUUGUGUUGGAGCCAGGCCAACAGAGAGUGGUAGUGCUGUGGGGAGGCCUCACCAAACCUCACGCCGUUGCACAGGAAGACUCAUGGAAGAAGAUUCUAGAUUUUUUGCAAGAGCAUCUCUGUCACAGUGUCAAACCCCAUGUGCAUUCCAGACUGUGAGCAUUGUCUUACGUCAGGUUGCGUCACUCCUACGUGUGAGAGAAGAUUCUAGGUUUUCACCAAGAGCAUCUCUUCCAGAGCAUUGAUCCACAGUCUGAUUUUGAGGUCAUCACAAUCAAACAAAAAUAUGCUGAAUUGAUACUAAGAUGACAACAGCCCAGAUGCAGUGGGAGUGUACUACAGCAUCAACCGUCACAUUGGUGCAAGAUGAGUUCAAGAUUUCGCUGAAAGUCUGAGUUAUACCCACACAUCUCAACUUAGUUUUCAGUCCUUUGUGCCGAAGCAAUGUCACUGAAUUCUGAAGAGGACUUUGUGUAUUAUUUCUGUAGUUUCAAAGAAUCAAUGAUUUUCUUCCUGUUUUCAAAGAUGUCUAUCCACUCUCUGGUAUUUAAUAGUAAAACUACGGUACUGUAGAACUUCAAGGCCACCACAGGUGAAACAGCAUGGUAGGUAUAAUCAUAAUAUUGUUGUCAUACAAUAAAUGUAAACUGAGUGUA